CGCUGUUUGAUGCAUCUGACCAAUCCGACGUGGGUUCACCAUGAAGGUGGUGCAAUCUACUCUGUGGAUAUCCAUCCAACAAUGGAUAAGCUAGCGACCUGUGGGCAAGGUGAUGUGAGAUGCGGUCUGGUCAUCAUCUGGAACCUACGUCCGAUCCAGAGCGAGAGAGCUUAUGCUGAUACUACGUGUCACAAAAUUUUGGCCAGAAUACAACAUCAAGAAUCCCGUUCAAAUAGUCAACUUUGUGUCCUUUUAGCUGGUGUGAACUGUGUGCGAUGGUCUCACGAUGGUGAUCUGCUGGCUUGUGCCUCUGAUGAUAAAGUGAUUACCAUCUAUGAGUAUGGCGGCCGUGUACAGUCGGCUGGUUCAAUAGGAAGCAAAUCCGUGGUGAAUGUGGAGAAAUAUCGACUGUCACAUACACUCCAUACGCACUCGAUGGAGGUAUUGAGUGUUGAAUGGUCUUGUGAUGGCCGUUAUUUGGCAUCAGCUUCAAUGGAUAACACAGUGGUGGUAUGGAAUGCGAAGAAGCUGCCAGAAAGAAUAGUCGUAUUGGAUGCAUCACUGAAAGGCCUCAGCUGGGAUCCAAUAGGAAAAUACCUUGCCACUCAAUCGGCUGAUAAGUCACUGCGUUUGUGGACCACUGACAAUUGGCAGUGCGAUACUGUAAUAACAAAGCCAUUCAUAUCGAGUAAUAUAAAAGUGGAUAGUAAUGGGCAGUUUCUCUUCGCCCCGUGUGCGAUGAACAAUCAGGGACCCACCGCCCAAAUCAUCAUGCGUAAAGAAUGGGACACUGAGCUUGAUCUAGUAGGCCAUCGACGAGUGAGUUUCAUCAGAUUAUUUUUUAAUUUAAUUUUUUCGUCCUUCUUGGUGGUGGUAACCUGUAUCGCGAUUGGAUCACGAGACAAGUCCUUGUCGGUAUGGGUUCUUCCACGAGUAAAACGUCCUAUCGUUGUACUGCAACGUCUGUUCAAGCAUUCCGUGACGGAUAUGUCAUGGCGAGGCACUGAUUUGGUAGUGUCAUCGCAGGAUGGCUCCAUCAAGUAUCUGUCAUUCCGUGAGAAAGAACUCGGCACAAUGUUAUCUCCACAGAAGAUGGUUAGUGGAUCUAUAGGACUUACUGAUUUAUCGGCUUAUUUAAUUACUGAGUUCAACUUGAUUUUGUUUUUAUUUCAAUUAAUAGUUCCGAUCAAGGUCCGUACGUCAGAUGGGAAACGUCGUAUCCAACCCAUAUUCCUAGGGUCAACAGUUGAUGAAGAACCUGCUCCGCCGCCACCACCCCCUCCUGCACAUAUGAAGAGCCAGUAA
Messenger RNA from Haemonchus placei, 1305 nucleotides. The record is from the annotation of a GenBank genome assembly. NCBI's taxonomy places the organism in Eukaryota, Metazoa, Nematoda, Chromadorea, Rhabditida, Trichostrongylidae.